UUUCAGAUUCCAAAAUGUCGGAGCCGAGCAAUUUGGUGUCUAAAUUUCAAAAACUUCGCGUUGAAGCUUCCAAGAUACAGAAUGAGUUUAAAGAGAAACCCAGCUAUACGCUGUUCAAAGAGACUCUGGACAUAAGCGAGAAGCUUUUGGAAAAACAAUUCGAAUUCAACGAUGAGAUGAAGCAAAUUCAGCAGAACGUGAUGUCGGAGUUGAAAUCUGUGAAAAAAGAACUGAAACAGGCGACAUCAAUUAAGGAUCUUCUUGAGAUUCUCGAAAUAAUCCAGAAGAUUUUUAAAAAACAAGACGAAUUUCAGCAAGUCCAGGAAAAUCAAAACAAAUCGAUCGAAAAUUUGAAUUCGGAAUUGAAGACUGUCAAAGCAGAGCUGAAUGAGACGAAAAAGCAACAAGAGUCUCAGGAAAAAUUGAUCGACAAUUCGGAUAAAAACUUGAAACUGAUUUUAGAAUCGAUAUUGAAAUUUCAGAAAAGUCAAGAUCAGAUUAUGAUGAAGAUUAUGGAAGGAUCAGCUGUGCAAGACGUCCCACUUGGAACUGUAGAAUUGACAAAAAUUGACCCAUUUUUUGAGAUUUUGGUUAUCUGGACCGAAUCGUGUGGCAUAUUCGCGUCUGAAAACCACUGGAAACUUCGCGUGUGCGGAUCGGAUACAAUUCGACACAUCAAACUUCGCAUCAAUUCACUUGCAAAAGUAGACAUCAGCUCGUUCAGAAUGGUGCUUCGUGGAAAACUUCUCGAAGACCACCACUCUCUCGCCUACUACAACAUUCAAGAAGGCGCAUUAAUUUGGCUAUACUCUCGUUGAAUCAUAAUUAUUCUAAUUUUCAUUCACUUUUUUCAAGAUAUUGUUAUUUUGCGAAUAAAUAAUUGUUAACUAAAA
Molecule: messenger RNA, 893 nt
Organism: Caenorhabditis elegans
Lineage: Eukaryota; Metazoa; Nematoda; Chromadorea; Rhabditida; Rhabditidae
Gene: C16C8.16
Product: Ubiquitin-like domain-containing protein
Exons: 3
Coding region: 15-818 (267 amino acids)
Source: RefSeq, marked reviewed